CCCAUAUGAAACAAUCUUCUCGUGCAUUUUUCCGUUUAUUGAUUUGUAGCCGGUAUCAGUUUGUUUCAGCAAUUUGUUGUCGUGUGGAAGUUGCGUUGCUUAAUAAUCAAAACUCACCGCCGAGAUCAAAAUGGUGAUUUUUGAUUGGCUUGUUGGGCCUCCGCAGCUGCUUCGCGACGCCUCAAAUGUGGUGGACCGUGCUCCCGCGCCGCACUCCGGCGCUGCAGAGCCCGUUGAACUACAAGGUCGCUCGCUCUCAAAAAUGAAGAGAACGACGACAUCGUUUGCACUGGGAGAGAUGUUGAAAGAUCAGGACUCCGCUAUUUCCAAAAAGAAAACCCACCAACAAGUUCUGCUUCUUCCCCGGCUCAGUGACGAUGAAGAUGAUGUGGACGAAGAUUUAACCUUAGCUGCAUCGGAAAAGAACCGUAAGUACGCAUCUGGCGAAAAUAAACCACCGUCGCCCAGCACGACUGCUAGUUCCGCUAUCGGUCGUCACGAAGAUGUACUAGAAGAUGGCAAAGCAACCAAUACACAACAUUUCGACUCCACUCCAGGGCACGCGCAGGCUAGUAUUGGUCCUUCGAGUACAACUACAAAAAAUGAUAAGAAGAGCCGCAGUACGGCAGCACUGAAACAGUUGCCAAAACAUCACAAAAUGUCCGAGUCGGAGCACCUCCGCGACACCGCGUAUUGGCGCCGCGUGCCCGGUGCGCCUGAUCUGGAGAUGUGCCUGCUCGAGGUGGAAAACACGGGCCUUACCACGACGGGUGGACAUACCUGGCCGAUUGCCCGGGUGCUCCACCGGUUUUUGAUGACGGCUUUCGACUGGUUAGGUGUCCGUGAACAUUUGAAAACACUGCAGCAGCAAGACAUGACUCAAAGGGACGAACAUGAUCCGGUCCGGAACACGGUGGUCGUCGAACUGGGUUCCGGCACUGGCUGGCUGGCCUUGAAUCUGUCUCAUCAACUGCAACGCGUUGUCGCGAGCCGCGAGAUGCCUUUUGCUCCAGGAGUGACCUACGGAUUAAAGAAACCGGAUUACCGGAUUAAAGACCCGACCCCGGAGGAAGCGCAGCAGUAUUGGCUGCGGCGGCUGCAUAAGAACAUAUCAAAUGUAAAAAUGUCUGGGUCUGGAAGAAUGCAACUUGUGAUGCUGCGUCUGCAUUAUCCAAAAAUCUGUAUUGCAUGAACAGCAAAAGAGACCUGGCUUUGGCCACGGCGAGAGGGCAUUUCUCGUGCGGUAUAGGCAUCAGAAAGCCCUCGAAAGAUCUGUGAUGCUAGGGCAUGCAUCUCAGACGUCAGGAGUGAGUCAUGCAAAAUGUGCAUGACAAACCUUGCAUCCUUCCAGACCCAGACAUUUUUGCAUUUGAUAGAACACCAUGAAGAAACACUGGCACGUAAUAGCAUCCGAACAGCAUGGCGCCGCGUUUAAUUGGCUGGCGCACAACGUGGCUCGCCACAAGAAGCAUUUCACACACGUUCCACGGAUAGACUUGGACGCGUAUCAACAAGGUACAACUUUCUCACUACUUUCUUUCUAGCACUUUUCUGAUGAUUGUGAUUUUGUGUACUAGUGGGACUCCAGACUAAAGGAGGUGCAUUUUUCGAAAAUAAAAGAAAAACCAUUACAUCAUUGUUCGUUGACAUUGGAUUUGGAAGUAUCUAUGAGAAUGGGAAAGAACUUGUCUUCUCUUAGGUAACAACAAGGAUGGAGGAUCGGCAGAACAGAUGUUUCCGGUAGGCAGUGGGUCUUUUGAAGAUGAGCAAGAACACGAUCUCGAGUUUCAAUCGGCUCCAUCAACUCCUACUCCACUCGGGUCAGGUAUACGAAUUCGCUUUUGGCUGAAAGACGAAAGUCAAAGUUUCACACAUUUUAGUACAGAUGUACAAUUCAUUGAGCAAUUUAGAGUUGCUUGCCUGCUUUGUUUUCGUGUACUGUUCACCAUGUUGAUAAGAGAAAAACCAAGCCACAAUAGAAUGGAUGGUCCAGUGUCUAGUACAUUAUGAUAUACAGAUGACGACGGGAAGAACACGACGAGCGACAAAGAUGCGAGCGGCACCUUGCUGCCAAUCGCACCGUGGGACGGAAUACUUGGCACAAUGCCAUUGGAUUGGAAAGAAGAUUACGAUAAGCGCAUUCCGAUUUCCAAGAUUCUCGAGGAUCAUUUCGAAGUCGACAAGUCGCACAGCGAAAAGUUCGAUUUGCUGUUGAUCGGAAGCGAUUUAGUCUACAACGACAUCGGAGCGGAAUGGCUUCUAUCAAAGUGCACAAGAACCCCUCGCCCAAUCUCACCAGCACUAGGAAUCUUCUGAUGCCCUUUAGCUUUCGUAGAUAAACCGAUCCCGUUGACAUGCAGCUGUAGUAGCACUGUGCGACGUAGAUUUGUAGGAGGUCAUGGAGAAUCUACAAGUGAACGAGGAGCCACACCGCAUGAGCAUGACACUCAUCGGUACAUGAUGUCAUGCCGAAGUAGCUGCAUCGUGUGGAAGUCACUGCCGUUUCUGUCCGUUUCUUUUUGCAAGAGUACAACUUUGGCGUGGGCGCGGAGAGGGGCACUUGCGCACUCGCAUACUUUCCCAAAAUCGUGUCCAAGAUGUUGGCGGAGAACUACAAGUGGGAUCUUCCGGGCGGCGACCCCCAGUGGAACCAAUUUGUGUACGCGCACACGCUGCAUCGCUACUCCUUGCUCGACAAGACUUUCCUGGAGAACUGCAAGAAAAACGGGUUACAGGUCCGCGAGGUCCUGCUGCCAGACCAGGUACAAUUCGACCCGCAACACCUCCCUUACGAUACCUACUUUCCGAAGGGGUCGUGGCGCAAUUUGAAUUUUCACUACACCUCCGUGGACCAGAUCCUCUACUACGAAGACUUUGACAAUUACGACUACGUCUUCCGCGAACAGAGAAGAGUCAUUUUCUUGAUCGAGCUAGCGGAGCAACCAAGCCCCGUCAACUUGGACGAACAGUGUUUACAACACGGCGCGGAAGAUAAUUCUGGUACUACGGAAGAAUCGGAUAGUCACUACAAUUCUUAUCAAGAUGGAAACGAACAGAUGAUAAACGAGGAUCGCGAUCGGAAUCAUCCGGCCGAUGACAUGGUUACCCCAAUCUGGGACGACGAGGACCCCGAGUAGACGAUUGCUGAUACUUCGGUAUUCGUAUUUCCUGGUGCUGUUGCUUUCUUUCAUCUUAAGGUUCGAACUUCAAAUGGUUUCGACAUUUUUCCCUUCUGGCAGACCUUUCAAUUAUAAGUGAUGAGCAUGUUGGAGGUGGUAAAAAUAAGUACAACAUAAGUACUAUGGAGUUGAUGCUGAAGUUGAAGAGCAAGCAUGAAGUCUCGUUCAGUUGCGGUUUUGUGACAGAUGACACAGCUGAUAACCUCUACUCUUUAUCAGAUACUUAUGACGAACCCAUCCUGGACCUACUUCGCUUCGCUACAGCCGUUGCAUUUCAUGUCCUCGGCGCUACAUCAUCAGGAGGAAAGUGCGGGUUCUCGCACGCGAAUGCAUCCGCAUGGGUGCUGUCUCCCGUGGCUGUACCUACAUGAUUACAACGCUCAGUGUGCGAAGUUAGAAAACAGGAAAAUAUGAUGGCAUACCCUAUGAAUGAUAAUGAUUUUCUCCCUCGUCCUCUCGUGAAUGAGCUUCUACUGCCUGAAAGUCCACUCAUUUUAAACAUUGCUGUUUGAAAGACAUGCUUCGAAUUUCCGCAGUACCGACACCUACGAAGGUGAUAGACCCGUAUAAGUGCCCAAGCGACUACCUGUACCCACACCCAUGCCUGCCACCGAUCCACCUCAGUAGAGGAAACCACGACCUAAGUCAAUGUUACAGAUAUUCUUAGAAAGAUAGAGAAUGAAAAAGAAGAACACUAUCAUGACAAAGCGUACUUCUUACUAUCGUUUAUUGUUAUUCUCCAAGAGGGAAACAAGCAUGCUUGUCGGAGGGAUGUAAAGACCACCGACUGCAGCACAAAAAAAUUUUCAACAAAACAAAAGAAAAGCGACAACGAAGCGCAUUUCAAAAUACAAAUGUGUAAAGUUAGUUGUACUAGUAGUUAGUACUACUCUACCUCUAGUACGACCAAAUAAAAAUAACAAGACGAAAUCAAAACGAAGACUAUAACCGAAACCUCGUUCUUUUUUAGCUCACUGCUUAUUGUUGUACUUGUCUGAAAAGUAUACCCGGUGAUCUCGCAUCGCUGGUUGGUCGACUAGUGCCACAGCUGCUGC
Molecule: messenger RNA, 4234 nt
Organism: Amoebophrya sp. A120
Lineage: Eukaryota; Dinophyceae; Syndiniales; Amoebophryaceae
Source: the annotation of a GenBank genome assembly